AUGGAAGAUACCCCAUCGACAUCCAUUCCGAAACCCAGCCGUCGAAGUCUACGCAAAAACCUUCUUCGAAUUGUGCGUGUAGACAACGAGGAGCAAUCUGUGGGUAAAGACAAAGUGGAAAAGAAGACCGAGAAAAGCAAAAAACGAAAGAAGGCAAACAAAGUAGUUUUGGGUAAGCGCUACUUGACUUUUGAAAUCAGAUCAUCGAAAUCACUGACUUCAUAUCUUCAAGAACACACCAAUGAUCCAGCGACCGAUGGCCCAAUAAUCGAUACAUUGACUGGACAGGCUGAUGUGCCUGUUGGAAGUUCGACCUCUCGUGAAAAAUUACUCGACUUACUAAGCCGGCGUUUCAACCCCAAAAAACCUCGCCUGUCGAUGUCAAACGAUAAAAAAACUAGUCGCCGGCAAACUGCGCCAAAGAGCACGGAAAAGAAGACUGAUACCCCUUCCUCCCAAAUGACUGCACACCCUCAAUCACAAUUCGACCAUCUGAAAAAUUUCGAACUAAAUUACUCAGGCUUACCUGAUUCUCAACUUGUCGGAAUGCUCCACAACAUUGGCCUGGAUACAAGGGGGAUGAAUACAGAGCAGCUUAUCAACAGCUGCAAAGUACAUCAAGACUUACUCGAAUUACCGGAAUUCUAUGUAUCAGAGCAUCGAUCCAGUUCCAUGGAACAACAUCACAUGAUGUUACCGGGACCCUCUGCAUCAGACCCACAAUCUGCUCCUUUCGAAACGCUACAUAGGCACGAGAUGGAGGAUUCCGCCGCAUUGGCUGAUGUACUUCCCAGCCACCCUCAACUAAAUUGCCCUCUACAACAGUUGGAAGAUCAAGCCGUUCCAGCAAGAUCUUCCAAAGGGAAGGAGAAGGAAGUAUAUGAUCGAGAGGACGCCGGAAUUUUUGAAGAUGACGACACACCUUUUCAAGCCUUGGACCAUCAAAACACAUCGACGUGGACCCCUCACCCUAAUUUCACAACCGAAGAUCCUGGAGCAUGGGGUACUGAAGGUCAAAACAUACCCACUGGUGAUAGUGAGCCGAUAAAUUUAGCUUCGUUGACAAGUAUCAUCACACAGCAAACUAUCACAAUCGCACAGCUCAAUUCAGCUUUGGAAGAAACAAACAAGAGAGUUAAAGAUCUUGAAGAUGAAGUACACCGAUUAUCUUCUGUUGUUCAGAAGUUGCUCAGCGAGCGUGGGACAGAUCCCUCAGAAACAUCAACCUGUGGUGGGAGGAUAGCAGCUCGUAUGCGCUUCCACAUCGAAACACUUCUAGGCCAGAAAAGUGGCGAGAAGAUCUUACCAAAGGCUGCCAGCGCGGAAGAUAAGAAAGCUUGGAUGUCUCAGCAAGCAAUCGACGAGUUCGAAUUCUACGAUGUUCAUUUAUCUCCUUCUGACAGGUUUUCUCAAGAGAAAUGGGACAAUGCACGUAAAUUAAAGGCUGCAAAUGAAGUCAGGCGCACUUCAAGACUGAGACAUUUGAAAACCUUGCGGGAUCGUGUUGUUCUUGCGGAGAAAACCUUGUGGCCACUUGCCAAUAUAAUCCAACAUGUUUGUAGCGACGACGAGACCGACAACGAAAGUGAGGGACCACCGUCCCAAAGCCCAUUGAUGGUGCGAAGACUCGAGUGGCGCAGCGCCGAGCUACAACUGCAUUCCGGGUUUCUCGCCUGGCCAAAGGGGCCGCCGCCCUCGAAGACGCAUUCGAAGGGAAGAUGGGCCUAUGAGUAG
Messenger RNA from Melampsora larici-populina 98AG31, 1734 nucleotides. RefSeq lists its product as uncharacterized. The record is from RefSeq and is a predicted model, not a curated record. Lineage: Eukaryota; Fungi; Basidiomycota; Pucciniomycetes; Pucciniales; Melampsoraceae. The transcript has 8 exons. Bases 1 to 1734 code for a protein of 577 amino acids.